Molecule: messenger RNA, 3006 nt
Organism: Ophidiomyces ophidiicola
Lineage: Eukaryota; Fungi; Ascomycota; Eurotiomycetes; Onygenales; Onygenaceae
Exons: 3
Coding region: 1-3006 (1001 amino acids)
Source: RefSeq, a predicted model, not a curated record
AUGCACUCUGCCAUGGAGGCCCACCCCCAGCGAGAGCGGAGACGGCGAGGCUCGUCCCAGAAGUCCAUGCUCUCGAGAGCUCUUCAGAAAGCAAACACCGCUGUGCUGCUGGACAAUGCCGCCAACUUCGAGGGCGCCAUCGAUGCCUACUCCGACGCCUGUGACCUGCUGCACCAGGUCAUGCGUCGUACUAAUGGGGCUGAGGAGAAACAGAAGCUCGAAGAAAUUCGCUCUACCUAUACCACCCGCAUUGCUGAGCUUCGACGCCUGGGACUGUCUUCACGGGCUGUUGGUAAAGCCCUGCCCGAUCGGCCCUUGAGCGACGAGUCCGUCUCGCCCACCUCCAUCUCGUUUCGAUCAGAGAUCCAUGAUGACGCUGACGAGGACGACAUGUAUGUUAUCGAGACUGCGACCGCCACCCGAAUCUUCAACAAGCCUUCCUAUCUGACCGACCCUGACGAGCCUCGAGCUCUCCCGCCCUCCCAGAUUCCCCCGCGGCGUCAAUCGCUCCUUCCCUCCGCAUUCGAUGAAGAAGUUCGUUUUUGGAAACCCUUAGACCAAGACCCCCUCCGUGUGGGGUCGUCGUCCAAUCUGCCUAUAUUAGAUGAGCAAUUGGACAAAGAAGGGUCCCCCAGUGGCAUGUCGUCAGAAGGCCGCGGCCCUUUCCACCGCAGCCCAUCUCGAGAACCUCCUUUGCCUCCACGUCUGCAAAGCCAGCAGUCAGAGCAUCGAAACGAAUUCUUGAGUUUCAAACCUGAAUCCCCUGGGUCUAUCAAACCGACUUCAUGGUUAGAUAAUGGUGAUUCGGGUGGAUCUUCUGCCUCCUCUCUUCGAUCAAGGUCUUCAUCGCUAUAUUUACGGAAACGAGAUCAUAUAUCUAGCGGUGGAACUGAGGCUGCGUUCGACGCUGCGCUGGAUGCGGCUGUCGAGGCUGCCUAUGAUCAAGGAUUGGAGCCUGCAGAUGAUUUAAAUGCUGUAUCUGGAGAUGAUGAUGUUGUUUUGAAUGUUAGGAGAAAUGUGGAACGCGCAAAACAAAAGGUCCGCGAGGCUGAACUGGAAGUUGAAGCCAUCUCGGCGCAAGAACGAGAAAUUCGCCGGAUCAAGGAGGAAACUUUGCACGGCGACCUUACAGCAUUAAAUGAUAACUAUGAAGAUGAAGAAGCGCAGGAGGAGGAACUGAUUUUAGAAGAAAUGAUGGAUGUCCUUGAGUUCGACUCGCCAUCCAAAUCAGGGGUUCCACGCCAGUCAGGGUCCAGUGGAUUUUCUGGUCGAACCUGGGGAAGCUCUAUUGCUUCAAACCCUGCGACUACCGGGACGUCGCUAUCUACCCUCGCUGAAGAGAACAUACCAUCAUCAUUGGAUGCACAAUUAGCCAAAGUGUUAUCCGCCUCUCGCUUAACGCCUCGGUCUCCUUCCGCCGUCGCCAAUACACCUCCAGCAUCACCGUCACCGUCACGAAAACCUCCUCUCCCUGCACCACCACCGCAGUUCAAUUUACCAUCUACAUUGCCUCCACUCCCAACGCCCACUCUAGCAACAGUCACACCAAAUUCCCCUCUUGCUCCUAGCGUAAGGACAAGACGUCUCUCUAGCCAUGACCUUAAAGACCUGUCAAUCGAGACCAAUGCCAAAUUACCACCUGGUGCCGAAGCACCACGGACAGUGGCGGCACCAGAAAGUCAUUCCCAUUCGCAUUCGCAGACGAAGAAUGAAAUAUCAGCUAAUGGUACAAGUUCUUGGCAAAGCCUGGAGCCAAUUCAACGCCUAAGAUCAAGGGAUGCCGCUAGUUCUGCUGAAUCCUUGACGAUCAUAUCCCCGGUUACCUCCUUUCAUGAUCUGCAACGUACUGAUACAAACGACGAUACCCUGAACCCAGCCACCCAUCGUGUCCUAAGUAAAGUAGCAUCGAAUUCAGAAACGCUGAAAAAAGAUAAUCCUGUUGCGCAAUCUAAAUUAGCACGAGGGAAAGUACUAACAGUCACCACGGACGAUAUAACUAAAGGCCUCGAUAGUCCGUUCGUUUCUGCAUUUCCCACAUCUGCCCGUAGAGGCACUUAUCCGCUGCCGACAUCAGCUAGUGCCCCAGGAGCGCACUACCUUUUUGACGAUGCUUUUCAUUCACCGUUGACUCCUGGUUACCCUGAUAUCACUGCGCCAAAUCCUCCUACAGCUCUUGAACCAUGUCCGCAGUCAUUUCUCCUGCGCCCAUUCUGGAUGAUGAGAUGUAUUUAUCAAAGUAUAACUCAUCCUCGAGGCGCUUACAUGACGACGAAACUAUUUAUACCCCGUGACGUUUGGAAGGUGAAAAAUGUCAAACUGAAAGCCGUUGAAGAAAAAGUUGCGAAUUGUGACCUUCUCACUGCAGCACUGCUUAAAGUGGCACAGGUUGAUACCAAUGACGCUGAUGCUGUUCUCGAAGAAAUGCAGUCAUUCGAAAGUGUCCUAGAUCAAGUGCAAACAGUCUGGGCAAAGAAACUCGGUAAUGAAGUCGGCGUCCAUGGGACCUCGCAUCUUUUCAAAUCCUCAACAGAUGAUCAUUCGUCAUUUGGUGAGCAGUCUUCAAGGUCGUCAAGUGGAGGAAGCAAAUCCUAUCUUACCUCGUGGAGAAAGCUACGCUCUAAAAGCUCGGGCCCUAACACCGUGCCCCAGACAGCCAGAAGAGACAGUAACAAGGAUCUGACUUUGAACUCGUUACCUAUGGAUGACACUCUCAAUGUUCGCCGACCAAGGCGGAUUCUACCGGACGCCGACUGCACUGGGCCUAAUGCUAACUAUAUGAGUGCCCUGGCAAGAUUGUGCGACGCGGCGCAGGUCAUUGAUCAAAUUGCCCGACAAGUUGAGGAUCCUGGCCUUAAACAUUCAUCGAAAACGCUCGUCGGGCUAGAAUUAAGCUCUCGCCACGCUGCCGAAUUUUUUGGAUUUUACGUAUGCCGAUUUGCUUUGCAUGAUAUUGGGCUGAUGAUUGACAAGUUUAUAAAACGUGGCAGUGAAUGGGUUUUAGUCUAA